AUGCCUAAUAAAGGUUGCGGUGAAACUUCAUUAUUAUUAUCAUCAGAAGAUGAACUCGCGAAAAAGAGAAAGGAAACGAUAUUGAUGAAAGCCAAAUCGAAAUCUAUGAAUUCGGAGAGAGUCGAAAGCGGCGGCGGCGGCUGCGGAGGUGGUGACGACGACGACGACGACGACGACGGAAAAACGAAUGCGGCGGGUAAAUGUGACGUCAACCGAACAUUUUCCGAUAAGAAGAAUUACAAUGGCAAUAAAUCGCAAAAGAUGAAAAUGAAAAUAAAAAGGCAAGCGUCGUUGGAAGAACAAUUUCCGGGAGUCGGCGGAAGUAACAAGGAAACGGAGGAAAGUUUAAAGAAGGAAACGGAGGAGAAAGACGGCGGAAGGAUUCCGUCGGCGGAACACGCCGCGGACGAAGUGUCGAAAAAUCAAGAGAGAAAAUAUCAGUUUUUGGAAGAUUUAAAAGUUCCCAAAAUUGAAAUAAUGAGAAAAAAUGGCGUGAGCGAAAGUUUGAAAGGUCUCAAGGAAUACGGGAUAAUAUCGCCCAACAGUUCGAAACUCCGGGAAAGGUUUUCCCGGUCGAAAAUAUUAAAACAAGAUUCGAAAAAUUUGAGCGUGGAAUUGUCGAAGAGUUCCGACAGCGGGAUCGGAGUGUCCCGGAGCACGGAAGACGAAGCCAUCAAAACGUCGGAAAGCGUCAUUUUUAGAUUUUUCGACAUAGGGCCCGACACGAGACUCAACAAAUCGGAUUCGGAGAGGAGUCCGAAUUUUCUAGACACUGUGAGCUUGUUCACGAGAUCUCGAUCGCACGAGAGAUCCGUUUCGUCGGAUUCGAGCGAUAAAAAUUUGUCGGAUAUCGAUAAGCCGUCGAUAAAAAUUCGCAAAAGGCACGAGUAUUCGGAGAGUCGGGAUUCGAGUUCGUCGUACGAGGGUAGCAUAUUUGACGCCCACAUAUCGAACAGAGUUCGGAAACUUCACGAAGUUGCCUUAAAACAAAUGUCGGAAGAAAGUGCGAGAAAAUUAGAGAAUCAAAAAAGAGCGGUCGAUUUUAAAUAUUCCGUUGAAUUCGGGAGUUACGAUAGCAUACCCGUCGGUAAAACGCAGUCGCUCACGAAAGUGAGAAAAUUCAAAAGUCUCGAAAGAACGGAUUCGGCCGUGAGGGGGAGUCACCACGGGAAAAGUGAACACGACGAAGAGGAAGAGAACUGCGGAAGAGCGACGGGUGAAAAUCUCGGGAAAAACAAAACGAGAUUGAAAAAACAAGACAGGCUUGAUAAAAAGGUCACGAUGAAAGAUAAGAGAAAUAAUUUCAGUCGGGAAUCGAGUUUGUCGACGGAAAGGAAAAAGGAAAAAAGGCUCCGGGGAUUUUUGAAAAAUCGCAAUAGUAAUAACAAUAGCAGUGGUGGUGGUAGUGGUAGUGGUAGUAUUAAUAAAGACGCGAGAGAAGAGGAAAGCGAUGACAACGUCGACGUCGUCGACGGUUCACCGGAUCCCCGGGAUAGUAAUAAUAAAGAUCCCAAAGUCAAAGACGAGAUGUCGAUGCAGAAAAGGCUAUCGAGAAAGGAUAAGAAAUCAUUGAAGAAACCGAAGAGAGCUCUGUCGGAAGAACACUGUCGGAGUCGGAGAGAAAAAUCCCUGUUGUUUUCCAUAACGGGAGGGAAAAGGAGGUCGGAUUCGGAAACGAGGCACGAUUAUGAUUGA
Molecule: messenger RNA, 1695 nt
Organism: Pediculus humanus corporis (human body louse)
Lineage: Eukaryota; Metazoa; Arthropoda; Insecta; Psocodea; Pediculidae
Product: peptidyl-prolyl cis-trans isomerase G, putative
Exons: 2
Coding region: 1-1695 (564 amino acids)
Source: RefSeq, a predicted model, not a curated record